Molecule: messenger RNA, 963 nt
Organism: Microthlaspi erraticum
Lineage: Eukaryota; Viridiplantae; Streptophyta; Magnoliopsida; Brassicales; Brassicaceae
Source: the annotation of a GenBank genome assembly
AUGAUGGUGGCCGUUUCAGGUUAUCCUCUGUCGAAGUCGCCGGAGCCUUUGUCCCUUUGUUUCGAGAUCCCACUGCCGCCUGCUCAGAUGCCUUUCGCUCAGAGUUCAUGCCGCUUAGUGGUUGCUCAUGUGGGUAGCAGCUUCCAGAUCUACCUGCUUCUCUGGUUAAAGUCUUGUCUCUCCUACUUACUCUCAGGCUCGCCUCCGAUAGAUAUGGUCCCUGUGACCUUGACUAGACUUUGCCUCAGGAUUAGACAAUGGAAUGAUUCGCCUCCUUUACCUCAGUAUGAGGAUAUAAAGCUCUCCCUUAGCCUUCGUUUACCUCAGUAUGAGGUUGCUAAGUGUGUUGUUAGGCUUCGUUUACCUCAGGUUGAGGUUCCCUUACCUCUGUAUGAGGUUGUCACUCAGAAUCUCGUUUCUCUUUCAAUGCGGUCUGUUGUUAUGUUCGUAUUCUUAUAUGAUGAACCAGGUUCCCGCUUUAGAAAGAUAAGAAAUGGAGUCACCAUAGCCAUUCAUGACAUGGGCUGGUUUAUCUUCGAGAACUCCGAAGUUCUCCUCCUACAUAUAUUGUGUUAUGUUCUAUCAAAUUCCUCUCUUGGUGGGAAUUCCUUUAUUGCAGGGAAAAAGUUUUUCUCCGGUGUUACUAGGUUUGCGGUCUCAUCUUGUAUGGAUUGCUUGUCUUUUACCGUUGAAUUUCCCUUGCUGGUCUGUUAUGUUGUUAGCCAAUUGAACACCACUGCUAUUAUAGCAGUUGGUAUAGUCUCGAAGACUGCCGUUGGCGCAGUGGAGGAUCCAAGAAGCUUCAAGUGGAAUGAAGUCUCUCUGUUAUCAGGCAAGACUUUCAUAUCCUCUCUUUAUGUAUUUUCAGCUUAUGUUGUUUCUUGUUUAGCCUAUUGCAUGGCAAACUUUCUGGCUAAGUCCAGCUUGUACUCUUGUUCUGUUUACUCCCUCGUUGCAGGUUGA